Molecule: messenger RNA, 1843 nt
Organism: Durio zibethinus
Lineage: Eukaryota; Viridiplantae; Streptophyta; Magnoliopsida; Malvales; Malvaceae
Product: RING/U-box superfamily protein
Molecular function (GO): ubiquitin protein ligase binding
Source: RefSeq, a predicted model, not a curated record
CUAAAACCUUGACUCAGUUAAAAGUGUUUGAAGAGUGUUUGCCUUGCGUUCUUGUUACACCAAUCACUAGUACUUUUUUUUUAUUACCAAGUCUUCUACCUAAGUAAUUCUCAUUGCUUGUAUAUCUUAAUCAACGUUAGAUUUUUUCCACGCAUUUUUGGCUGAAAUGAGCUGGGUUUGUUGUGGGUGCAAGAAAUAACGUGCCCAUUGCUUGUUCAUUUUAGUUUAUGAGCUGGGUUUAAUUUAAAAGGAACCGAGAGAACAUGGUUUCCUCUCCUGAGAUUCCAUAUAGGUGACUAAAGUUUGUUUGAUCCAAGAAGGUUGAAGGAACAGGUGUUUCUGGCAUGCCCAUUUCCUAAAAUGCUUUGGAUACAAUCUCAAAUGAAGCUAAAAGAUGGUAGUUUGAGUUACCAUCCUUACUCUCUACUUUCUUCUUAUUCUUCUUCCUCCUCCCCUUCAUUGCCAUACGAUAGUGGUUACCAAAAGCAACCAAACCCUCCAUCAUCAUCAUCAUCAUCAGCUAGUAAAAUAAGCCCAGCUGUUUUGUUCAUCAUAGUUAUUCUGGCUGUUAUAUUUUUCAUAUCUGGCCUUCUUCACUUGCUUGUCAGAUUUCUCAUGAAGCAUAGGUCUCCCUCAUCAGUAUCUGAAUCCAACAGAUACCCAGAAAUGUCAGGGUCUGAUGCUUUCCAAAGACAGUUACAACAACUUUUCCAUCUUCAUGAUUCAGGUCUAGAUCAAGCUUUUAUAGAUGCUCUACCUGUGUUUCUUUAUACGGAAAUAAUGGGGUUGAAAGAGCCAUUUGAUUGUGCAGUUUGUCUUUGUGAAUUCUUGGAACAAGACAAAUUGAGAUUACUUCCUAUGUGUAGUCAUGCUUUUCACAUAGACUGCAUAGACACAUGGUUGAUGUCUAAUUCUACCUGCCCUCUUUGUAGAGGAACCAUUUUCUCACCUGGGCUUCCAAUUGAAAAUCCAGUUUUUGACUUUGAAUAUCCAAGGGAAGAAAAUAUGUUAUCAGGCAAUGGAGGAAGUGGGGUGUCGCGUGGUCCAAAACCAGCAGAGAAUGACAUUGGAAAGAGGGUGUUUUCUGUCAGAUUAGGCAAAUAUAGAAGUUCAAAUGAUGGAAUAGGAGAAGCAGAAGUAGGAGGAGAAGGAGAGACCAGUAGCAGUAAUUUGGAUGCGAGGAGAUGUUACUCGAUGGGGUCAUACCAAUAUGUGGUUGCUGAUUCAGACUUGCAAGUAGCUCUAUGCCCCAGCAGAGGAGGCAACGAUAGUGCUAGUAUGAAGCUUGUGAAAGGAAGAGUUGGACAGAAUGGGAAUUCAUCAAAUGAUACGGAUGUAGAGGGAAAGAAAAUUAACAUGAGAAGUAAAGGUGAAAGCUUUUCUGUUUCCAAAAUCUGGCAAUGGUCUAAGAAAGGUAAAUUCCCAAGUUCUUCAGAUAUUGGAGGCUCUUCCUCCGUUACUAUUGGUUUGCCAAGGACUGAUACUAGAACUCAGGUUACUUGAAGGUAUUUACUGUUCCUUUGUACUUCAUUAUAGUGUUAUAUCAUUCAAUGAAUCUACUUAUUAAAAGCCUUUCCUUUCAAAGAAAUUGAUUCUUUGCUAGCGCAAUGCAACUUAUGUGAAAAUAUGCUUCGUUAAUGUUCUUACUUGUAUGGUUGUACAAACAAGUUCUUAAUUUAUGGCAAAUGGCAAUGUCCUUGGUAUUUUUCAGUAAAAUUCAAUGAAUCUAUUUAUUAAAGCCUUUCCUUUCAAAGAAAUUGAUUCUUUGCUAGCGCAAUGCAACUUAUGUGAAAAUAUGCUUCUUUAAUGUUCUUACUUGUAUGGUUGUACAAACAAGUUCUUA